Cotesia congregata is the source of this 2295-nucleotide messenger RNA. The record is from the annotation of a GenBank genome assembly. Lineage: Eukaryota; Metazoa; Arthropoda; Insecta; Hymenoptera; Braconidae.
AUGGAUAACCCUGAGGAAGUGUUACAAGCUCUCGAUGAAUUUUCUAAAAUGCGACCAUCUGAAAUUCCACGUGAACUUGAAGAUUAUCUUUGUUUUGUUGCUAAAACUGGUGAUCCAGUAUAUCAAUGGUCAUUAAUAAAACCAUUAUUUCGUGAAAAAUUAGUACGUGUGAUGACGGAUUUUUAUGAAAAUUGUCCGGCGCUUGAUUUGGCAUCAAGCCCAAAUCUUGAGCAUUUCAAUUACGACAUUAUGAAAUGCAAUCUUCUUGAACUUUUGGAAUCAUUUGCAAAUGCUCCCUUUACUGUUCAAAGAAUAUGUGAAUUAUUGACAUCGCCACGUAAAGAAUAUAACCGUGUUGAUAAGUUUAUGCGAGCCAUUGAAAAAAAUAUACUUGUUGUGUCAACAAAAGAACCUGGUCCAGCAGCAAGACGAAGCGAAAACGGUGAGAGUAUAUUGAAUGGAUCUAUUGACGACGAUGAUAAUAUUACUCCUAACAAUCAAUCCUCCCAAGAAGUUGAAAUGGAAUCUUGGGUUAAAGAUUGCACUGGUGACGCUAACUCAUCAUCACUUACACCAACAGACCAUGAUCAAUCAUUAGUUGAUACUAUUUCACCAUCAAAUAAAAUAUUAACUAAAGAUGUUAAUACUAAUAAUCCAUCGACUGAAGACAGUAGUAAUUUAUCAAUUCAAGAUAAUAACAAGGACCAGUCAUCAAGAUUAGAAAUGACGGUCUCCGGUUUUAUAUCUGCUGCUCACGAUUUGUCAAGUACCCCAUUAAUAACAACUCCCAACUCUGUUCACGACACAAUCACUACUGUUAAUAAUCUUUCUAACUCGACAGAUCAGAUAUCAUCAAUCAAUGAUGUUUCCGAAGCAAUCAUCAAUGAGGAUACCAGCUCUCAACCAAGUUUGGAUACCGAAAAUGACAACAACUCUGAAUCAAACUCCAAUAAAAAGCUCCAAACAACAUUUGAAUCUAAAGAUUUUGCUGGUAAAUUAAAUAAUGAACUUGCUGAUAAGUUUUACACUGGUAGUAAUUAUAAAACUGAAGCUGAAUCGAUAAUUAAAAAUGAUGAUUUAAGUAAGUCCAUUGAUGAAAAAUUACACCAAAACUUGAAAGAUGAUAAUUCUAAAUCGGAUGAUGAGUCUAAAUCAUGUUACGAGAGUAAUUUGGAAUCAGAAACACCGGAAAAACGUCCACGUUUAGACGCUGACAUCGAUGAAGUGAAAAAUAAUAAAAUUGAUAAUAAUCGUAGUUUUUCAGUGGUUUCAUCUCAAGACGAAACUGAAACAAACGACAGUAGUAGAUUAAUUGUCAGUGAUACGGCAAUUAAGAGUGACAAAACAGAUAAUUUAUUAGGUAGUGACAGAAAUGAUCAGGAAUUACAGUCUGCGGAAUCAUGUUCACAUGAAUUACAACCAGAAGCAACAUUUGUAGCUGAACAGGCGCCAAAAUUAACAUCUGAUGAUUCAAAAAGUAACCCAGAAAAAUCAAAUGAAGAAACCACAACAGAAGCACAAGAAUGCCAAGAGGAUACUCCAAAACCAAUUAUUGAAGAACCUCCAUCAGAAUCAUCAUCGUCUUCAUCUUUCUCUUCGUCAAUGUCGUCACCAUCGUCUUCAUUAAAUGAAACCACACAAGAGAGUUCAAAGGCUGAUGAUAAACAAAAUAGUAGUGUUGUUAUUCAAGAAGCUAUGGAUGAUGACAAUAAGUUAUUUAGUAAUGCAUCAAUUAACGAUCCUAUUCCAAUUAUUGAAGAACCUAAAGAUGAAUUAACUGUACCAGGUACUCAAUUAGAAAUAUCUGAUUAUACAAAAACUGAUUCUGAUGUUCCUGCUGAUUCUGGUACUAAAGACAAUCCCGAUAAUACUGAAAUACAAACACAAGCUGAAUCAGAAGAAUUAAAAGUAGAAGAUAAAAAUUUAGUUAAUUUAGAUGGCAAGAAUGAUGCUGUUGCUGUGGCUGUGGCUGCUACUGUUUCUGCCGCUGAUGAUUUGAAUAACAUGUUACCUACCAUUCCGGAUUUGUCAAAUACUCCAAUGGAGAAAGAAGAAUCAAUGGAAAGCGAAUCAAUGGAAGUUGAUAAUGAAGAACCUAAUCCAGUAUUUGAACAAGACGAACCAAUGGAACAAGAAAGUGGAGAUCAGAUAAGAAGUUAAUAAAUAUAUAUCUAUAUAUGUAUAUAUUCUAUACAUAUAUGCAUAUAUUUAUAUAAAUAUUUCAUGACUUAUUAUUUUUUUACCGUGGCUUAAAUCCAUUGACAUUUGAAUGAAAAUAAAAUAUUAAAUUUUUGA